Messenger RNA from Closterium sp. NIES-67, 939 nucleotides. NCBI's taxonomy places the organism in Eukaryota, Viridiplantae, Streptophyta, Zygnematophyceae, Desmidiales, Closteriaceae. The record is from the annotation of a GenBank genome assembly.
AAUCAUUUAUCAGCUUGGUAGUACCACGAGACAGCAGCACUGGUUGACCAGCUGUGCUUUCUCUCAAGUCGCAGUUGCUGCUUGGACAGAUUGCUCGACGGCGACGCUGCGCUGCUAGGAGCCGCCAUGGCGUCGAUUGCUGGCUUGAAUCGCCGUGUUGCUCGUCGCCUUGAUCCACUGCAUCCGCUGCGUCAACUGCAUCAGCUGCAUCUCCGCCUGGUCACUCUCCUGCGCGCACCACUGGCACUGACUCCACGGUUCCUUCGACCGACAUGAGCAGUUACCCCACGAGCAUCGCACGCACACUCGCACGUUGCUGCUCCGCGCCACGCGAUUCGCUCGAGUGUUAGCGAUAGAGUCCGAUGGAAGCCUCACAGGCCGACUUCCCUUGUCGCACUCUCCCCCUCCCCGCCAUGCGGUUCGCGUGGGUGUUGGCGGUAGAAGCUGUGGCGGCACUCGUCGUGCUCGCUUGCGAGCUGCCUUUCGUGCAGCGGCUGCUGAGGCGCAGAGGGUGGCGCGAGUGGCGGGAGGCGGAGGGAGAUGGGGGGGAGAGCGGAGAGAACGGAGAGCAUUUACGACAGAACGGAGACGCAGCGCCCGAUGGGUUUGGCGGGGGUGGCUCGAUAAGCGAGCGAGGGGGGAGGGGACGGCACCCUCGUUUGAGCGACAUGGUGAUUCGCGAUCCCGCGCUGCUGACUCGACACAUGACGCAGCUGUACGGGAGAUGACGCGUUUCAGCGGGACAUGAGGCGGCUCCGCAGUAACGACACAGACUGCAGAUGGAUGAGACACCAUAGCCAUAGAUAUGCCAUAAUCUGACAUGUCGCGGGGCUCUCACAAGGCGUGGGUGGGCGCCCCAUGAGACCCUAUGAAGCGGUGUGCAUGAUGGGGUAGGACCAAUGAGGGUAAAGAAACGGUGCGUGUGUGUACGCACUUUAU